GCCUCGUCGCCACCGAAGAAAACCAAGGCGAAAGCGCAAGGGGUCUUCCCGCUCCUCUCCCUGCCCGCCGAAAUCCGCGAAGAGAUUUACCACCACUGUCUUGCCGUGCCCGAGGGCCUCUCGCUCGUGUCGGCAUGGCAUCGACAACGUCGGACGAUCAAACCGGGCUUCGUCGAUCCGUCGCGCGAAGUCAACGAUUGGCAGGAAGUCCAGCGUCUGCAGGAAGAGAGGAAGGGUCGACGUCCGAACAGCCCGCUCGCCCCGGCGCUGCUGGCGGUGAAUAAGCAAGUCCGGCGAGAGGCGAUGGGGUUCCUGUACGGGCAGCCGAUGAUCUUCCAACAUUGCAGUGGCCUGUUUACUUUUCUGGCCAAUAUUGGGACCAAGAACCGGGCUUUGGUUCGGGACGUUACGAUACGAGAGUGGUCGUAUGGUCGUGGGACUUUCAAGGCUCAUGUCGGCGCCGCGUUCACGCUGCUGGCCGACUGCACGAAUCUUCGACGGCUUUUUAUCGAUUGCGACUUCUCGUGGGGCCGCACCACUCGUCAGAUGGCCUCGGCGCUGUAUAGAGACGGGCAUUUCUUCUUCGAAGCCUUUGGAGAUGCAAACGGCAAGAGGAGUGCCGCGGUUGAUAUCCUGAGAUUUUCGCAACACACUCUCGAAUACGUUCAAGAUGCAACGUCGGCUGAGGAAGCUGAGAAGGAGAUCCGCGGGGCGUUGAAGAAGAAGCUGAUCAAAGCUGGGCCGCGGAGAUAUCGCAAGAGUGUGAGGCGGGAUUAG
Messenger RNA from Dissoconium aciculare CBS 342.82, 777 nucleotides. RefSeq lists its product as uncharacterized. The transcript has a single exon. The record is from RefSeq and is a predicted model, not a curated record. Lineage: Eukaryota; Fungi; Ascomycota; Dothideomycetes; Mycosphaerellales; Dissoconiaceae. The annotation marks the transcript as partial.